AAAAAACCAUGGCCAGCUCGCCCAAAUGGGUAGCUAUCAAUUAGGCAACUCCGAUUGGUGGCAUAUAAUGUUUUUCUUGAGUGGACGAUGAAAGGUGAACAUCUAGGAAGAGGCCAGCGACGUGUUCUUCCAUCGUGUGUCGUCUCCUGCAUCCCUGACAAGUACUCUUCUGUCACUGGAAACUACAAUGGUUUUUAGGGUAGCUGAAGAUGCUCUGCGGUUGUUCGAAGUACAACUCCUACAUACCCAGAAACUUUACCUUCACAUUUCACAAAUAAGACAAUAUGUGUUUUUUUUUUUUUUUUUUGUGUGUUUUUUUUUCUUUCAAAAAUAUUUAAAAAAAAAAAAAAAAAAAAAGGAAAAUGUCAGCCUACUUAUUUUUUAAAUCUACUGACAUGUUGUAAAAUAACUUUUUCUUUUUCAGGCCUUUUGAUGCCUGCAAUGUUCUGGGGAAUUGUAGUUAGAGGCUUUAAAUAAAAGUCCGGAUCAGCAAACUUCACUGAUGAAUCCUGCCGUCUGUCCAGGACACGCUCCACCAAAUUCUGUCUGAAUGUCUGCGUUGUUGGCUCGUAACUCCUCCAGGCAACCCAUCUUUUUGUUUGCUUUGGAAACUCCAAGCUGUAUCUCAAAGUCCCUAACAGAGUAAAUUUGAUUGAGAUACGUACAGUACAUAUAAGAAAGAUGUUUUUGGUGGCUUUGUCCUUUGCUUAUUUUGCAAAGGCUCUGUCAGGGAGCUACAUGAAGAGCACAAUAACUCAGCUGGAAAGGCGCUUUGACAUUCCGAGUUACCUAAUAGGCAUCAUUGAUGGAAGCUUUGAGAUAGGUAACCUGUUAGUUAUAGCAUUUGUCAGUUACUUUGGUGCCAAACUCCAUCGACCAAAGAUUAUUGCAGUUGGUUGUAUACUGAUGUCUAUUGGUACCUUCAUCAUUGCCCUACCUCACUUCAUCAUUGGACGUUAUGAAUAUGAAUCUUCAGCACGUUGGGUUGUGAAUUCAAGUCUUACGCCGUCCCCGUGUUCAGCUAUCUCCACAGCUGAACCCAGCCAAAAUAGUAAAUUACCUGAAGUGCCAGUGACGGAUUGUGAAGGAGAUUCCAACCUGUCAAUGUGGAUAUAUGUGCUCUUGGGAAAUGUCCUACGAGGGAUUGGAGAGACUCCUGUUCAACCUCUUGGAAUUUCCUAUAUAGAUGACUUUGCCAGUGAGGAGAAUGCUGCUUUAUAUGUGGGCUGUGUGCAGACCAUCUCUGUGGUGGGGCCUGUCUUCGGCUACCUGUUAGGCUCCUUAUGUGCAAAGAUUUAUGUCGAUAUAGGAUUUGUAAAACUGGAAACCAUCACUAUCACCCCAGCAGAUUCCCGUUGGGUCGGAGCCUGGUGGUUAGGCUACCUCAUAGCUGGUGUCAUCACCCUCCUUUCUGCCAUUCCAUUUUGGUUUCUACCACGCUCGCUGCCAGUGUCAGGCUCAAAAUCCCCAGAAAAGCCUGAGCAGAAAAGAUUCAUUAAAGACUCUGCCUCUAUAAAGCACAAGUAUCCAGUAGAAGAACACACCAGUUUCAUAGAGAUGGCCAAAGAUUUUAUUCCAACUCUCAGGAUGCUGUUGGGACACCCUGUUUAUUUGAUCUACUUGUGUGUGACAAUCAUCCAGCUCAACUCUCUAAUCGGAAUGGUCACUUACAAACCCAAGUACAUUGAGCAGCACUUCAGGCAAUCUGCCUCAAAGGCAAACUUUCUAAUGGGUGUGAUUAAUAUCCCAGCGGUUGCCCUUGGGAUUUUUUCUGGUGGCCUUCUGAUGAAGAAAAUGAAGCUGAACAUAAUGGGAGCUGCAAAGUUUGCUUUUGCCACAUCUUUCAUUGGUUACAUUCUUUCACUGUUCUUCUUUGUGAUGAGUUGUGAGAACGCUAAAAUUGCCGGAGUGACACUUCCCUAUAACAGCAUGGAGGGAAUAUCCUAUGACAAACACUCUGUGUUCACUACCUGCAACUCCAACUGUUACUGUUCUGCAAAUAACUGGGACCCGAUCUGUGGAGGGAAUGGAAUCACAUAUGUUUCGCCCUGUCUUGCGGGCUGCACCAGCUCAACCGGCUCAGGGAAAAAUACAGUCUUCUCCAACUGUAGUUGUGUCGGUGUGGCCAGUAACUUGACGGCCAGUACAGGUCAGUGCCCCGAUAAAGACGACUGUGACAGGAUGUUCCCGUACUUCUUGGCUCUCUCCGUCAUCACUUCCUUCAUCAUCUCCCUGGGAGGAACGCCCGGAUACAUGCUUCUCAUCAGGUGCAUCAAACCACAAUUGAAAUCCUUUGCCUUGGGAUUCCAUGCCUUAGCAACACAUACACUUGCAGGAAUCCCAGCACCCAUUUACUUUGGAGCCAUCAUUGACACCUCAUGUCUAAAAUGGGCUCAGAAGCGCUGCGGUGGAAUAGGAGCUUGUAGGAUCUACAACACUACAGCAUACAGGAUAGCCUACUUAGGCCUGACUCUGGGCUUGAGGACAAUCUCCUUUCUAAUUUGCAUCCCGGGCUUCAUCUUGCUCAAGAGGCAGCUGAAGAAAGAGGAACAUGACGCCCUUCGUAGUUCUCUGGCCAAUGGUGGAACAGAGCUGGAAGCGCUCAGAAAGGAAGAAUUUGUGAUCUCAAACUCUGAGACAUUACAAAAAUCAUCAGAAAACGGCACAGACCGUGAGACACGACUGUGACUCCCCGAGAAGAAAAAAAAAAAAACUAACCAAGGACCACUUUUCUCCUCCCUUCAUCUCACACACAGAUGAACACGCACACACACACUGAUACUCAUGAAAUUUGCAGGGAAUCAUUCAAUCUGAAUAUUUAAAGUAUUCAUUCUAUAUUUACUACUUUCGUGUGCUUUGGGGAUUUUAGAUAUUUGAUAUAUUGUAGCUGAAAUAUUUCUCUUUAAUGUAUUUUUCUUUUUAAAAAAUGGGUUUAAUACUGCUUUUAUGUAUAUAGUAUUCGUGCCACACACACAAAAAAAGUGUUAGAGUGUAAAGUUGAAUGGUAAGAGGAAAACGUCAGUAUUAAGGUUAAAAUUAUAUAUAUAUAUAAGAAAAACGUUGGAAUAUUACAAGACUGAAGUCAUUAGUCUAAUUUUACACAAGUGAAUGUCAUAUUUAUCCAAAUAGAUUGUGCCUAAAAGCAAAAUACUGCGACCAACAGUUGCACUUUCUUACUCAUGAUGCUCACCAUUAAUCUUUGUUGAAUGAUUUUAGUUACAAAAACAAAGGUCAUUUUAGUUCUUAUGAAAACUAAACUACUAAAAUGACACUAUCCGAUCUUACAGCCUUUUUUGUCACAUUCUUUAUCUCUAUUCUCCUAACAUAACUUCUUAUCAAUUUAAACACUCUUCUCAGUGUUUUUUACUUUGUUAUUAGUGUUAUGUUAGUGUAAAAGUACAUAGUUUACUACUAGUUAUAACUCACCCUUUGACUAUUUUGUUUACAGUAAACCUGUAUUAAUUAGCAUUUAUUUUUACAGGGUGAUUUUAAUGUCUUACGAGCUUUCCUGAGCAAGUUUUUUUUUUCCCCCACAUAUAAAAUAUCUUUUGUGGGAAAUACCGCCAGAUUGUAGAGGGUAUUGAGUGGGUAUAGGGAAAAAUAGGAUGUGUAGGAAAAAAAAAAUCACUUUGGCCCCUUCAGCUUCAGUGCCUCAAAUUGAGGAGGAAAAAUUUUAAGGCCACCCAGGCUUUAUUAUUAUUUUUUUUUCUCCAGUUAGGCAUCCCUGGAUGAGGAGUACAACUCUAUGAAGGAAGCCAGUGUCAGCCCUUGUGAGGAAAGGACAGUCUACAGCUGACAAAUAUAGUGGUAUGUAAAAGUAUCUGAACCUUUUGGAAUUUCUCACAUUUCUGCAUAAUAUCACCAUCAAAUGGGAUCCAAUCUUUGUCAAAAUCACACCGAUGAAA
Molecule: messenger RNA, 3905 nt
Organism: Corythoichthys intestinalis (scribbled pipefish)
Lineage: Eukaryota; Metazoa; Chordata; Actinopteri; Syngnathiformes; Syngnathidae
Gene: slco1c1
Product: solute carrier organic anion transporter family, member 1C1
Exons: 15
Coding region: 682-2688 (668 amino acids)
Biological process (GO): sodium-independent organic anion transport; transmembrane transport
Cellular component (GO): plasma membrane
Molecular function (GO): protein binding
Source: RefSeq, a predicted model, not a curated record